AUGACAUCGGCGUUAGUAAACACAGCAGCAACUGAUCAGAUAAAAACAAUAGCAUUAGCCAUAGGUAACGUUGAACAAAAUCUGGAAGGUUUGAUUAUUGUAUGGCCUGAUGCUGAUAUUCAUAAAGAGGAUUAUGACGUAAAAAGACAAUUCUUUUUUUGUCAAACGAUUAAUUAUUUAAAAGCAUUUGAUAAUAUUGCCGAUUGUAUACAAUAUGUAACAUCAAUGAAAAGUGAAAAAAUAUGUUUUAUCGUAUCCGGAAAACAAAUUGUACCCGACAUUCAUUCUUAA
Didymodactylos carnosus is the source of this 291-nucleotide messenger RNA. NCBI's taxonomy places the organism in Eukaryota, Metazoa, Rotifera, Eurotatoria, Philodinida, Philodinidae. The record is from the annotation of a GenBank genome assembly.